AUGCCUGACAAGGAUCCUGCGGACGACGCUGCGGACGGCCCUGUCCCGCAAUAUAUCUUAGGGCAGGCCAACCCCGAGUGUGCCACGUGCAUCGACGUCCUCACCCGCUCACACAGACGAAAUCGAGAACGAAUGGAAGCGAUCCGUGAAAAAGAACGGCUCGAGAAGCACACGCAGCAGGUCGAAUUCAGCUUUGUCAACUACAGGCUUCUGGCUGAGCGCAAGAUCGAGCGGCUCGAGCAGCGACUCGGGAAUACCAUCUCGCUUGAGGACCACGACGCAAAGAUCACAGAGAAAGCCGACGAGUGUCGGGCUUCGCUGAAGCAAACGACCGCCGAGAUCCAGAAGGUGUACGCAAAGGAAAAGGAGACAUUGCUUACACGGCUCGCCAACAGAGAGAAUCAGCUAGACAGCGAUAAAAAGCGCAAGGAACUUCUCACGAAUAAGAUCAGAGAACUACAGAUGGAGGUGAUCAACUUCAAGAAAGAGAAGUCCAAUGACGAGCAAGCGAAGUUUCAGCGCGUUGAGGAGGCCGCGACCAAGCUUCAUGCCGCGAUCGAUCUCAAAGACAAGGAAAUCGCAUGGCUAAAGGCGCAGAUGAAGCAGCGUGAAGAAGAGCAUAGGCAGGCGAUCAGCCCCAGGAAAGAUCUCAUCAACAGACAACAGCCUACCACACCCUCAUCCCAGCACAGAGCUACACCGAACAACAUGUUGUACAGGUAA
Didymosphaeria variabile is the source of this 723-nucleotide messenger RNA. RefSeq lists its product as uncharacterized. The record is from RefSeq and is a predicted model, not a curated record. The coding region runs from base 1 to 723 and encodes 240 amino acids. The transcript has 2 exons. NCBI's taxonomy places the organism in Eukaryota, Fungi, Ascomycota, Dothideomycetes, Pleosporales, Didymosphaeriaceae.